Molecule: messenger RNA, 2032 nt
Organism: Juglans microcarpa x Juglans regia
Lineage: Eukaryota; Viridiplantae; Streptophyta; Magnoliopsida; Fagales; Juglandaceae
Product: alternative NAD(P)H-ubiquinone oxidoreductase C1, chloroplastic/mitochondrial
Biological process (GO): phylloquinone biosynthetic process; aerobic electron transport chain
Cellular component (GO): chloroplast
Molecular function (GO): NAD(P)H dehydrogenase (quinone) activity
Source: RefSeq, a predicted model, not a curated record
AUAUUACACUGUCGAAUUCGGUGCCGGUGGCUCUAGCACCACCCUUAAGAGGGGGACAAGCCCACUCCCAGAGCUCGAUAGCACAACAAAUCGUGGUGAUUGUGGCGUGGAACCAAAACAGCCAUAGAAUAAAUACCACUGCAUUUCCUCCACCCUCACUCUUUAAUAGCUCUGUCCUCCGGGGCUAGUGAUAAUCCCUUAUUGCAAGCAGAAAGCCUUGCCUUUGUUCUUUUCGCUGAUGGCACAGAUUGCUUUAACUACUUCAGCUGCGCUCUUUCCCUUCAAUCGUGGAGCAAAGCAAUGGACUAAUCUAUUUCCCAGGUUCUCGAAAAGAUACGGGACCAACAUCUCGUUAUUCAUGAGUUAUCGGAAGAAAGGAGUUAGAUUUGUGGCUUCGGAUGCGACAGGGAGGAAUGGAGGUGUUCCGGAGAUAUCUGACGGUGAAACAGCUCCGCGGUCUUAUGUAUGGCCAGAUAAGAAGAAGCCUAGGGUGUGUAUACUAGGUGGUGGAUUUGGAGGCUUAUAUACUGCCUUGAGACUAGAAUCACUUGUAUGGCCUGAUGACAAAAAACCUCAGGUGCUUCUGGUUGACCAGUCUGAACGAUUUGUUUUUAAGCCAAUGUUGUAUGAGCUUCUAUCUGGAGAAGUGGAUGCAUGGGAAAUUGCUCCUCGUUUCUUGGAUUUGCUGGCAAAUACAAGUGUGCAGUUUUUCCAAGACAGGGUAAAGCUGUUACAUCCGUAUGAUCAUUUUAGAAUGAAUGGGCCCUCUGGAUCUAGUUUUGGAGGAACUGUGCUUCUUGAAAGUGGUCUCCUUAUUGAAUAUGACUGGCUGGUUCUUGCUUUGGGAGCUGAAUCUAAACUUGAUGUUGUACCAGGAGCAUCAGAAUUUGCAUUGCCAUUCUCCAACCUGGAGGAUGCACGCAAGGUUGACAGUAAGUUAAGAAGACUGGAGAGGAGGAACUUUGGUAAGUUCUCUCCAAUUCGUGUAGCUGUUGUUGGUUGUGGUUACUCUGGAGUGGAGUUAGCAGCCACAGUAGCGGAGAGGCUGCAGAGUAGAGGAAUUGUGCAAGCAAUCAAUGUGGAAACCACAAUAUGCCCAACUGCCCCUGGAAAUAGGGAAGCUGCUUUGAAAGUUCUUUCUUCCAGGGAAGUUCAACUGCUAUUGGGUUAUUUUGUCCGCUGUAUUCGGAGAGUGGACAAUGUGGAAGCUUCAGAAAAUAUGACUGGAAGUGGAGCAGUUCCUGGCAUUGCUGCUGAACAUGAUCAUGAGAUAUAUACAUUGGAACUUCAACCUGCUCAAAGGGGAUUACAGAGUCAAAUCCUGGAGGCAGAUUUAGUAUUAUGGACCGUUGGAUCUAAACCUCCUCUUCCUCAGCUGGAACCCCAUGAUAAACCCCAUGAGCUUCCCCUAAAUGGCCGGGGACAGGCAGAAACAGAUGAAACUCUUCGUGUUAAGGGCCAUCCUCGCAUAUUUGCCCUUGGUGACUCUUCUUCUUUAAGGGACUCAAAUGGAAAGCUUCUUCCAGCCACAGCACAGGUUGCAUUUCAGCAAGCAGACUUUACUGGGUGGAAUCUGUGGGCAGCAAUCAAUGACCGUCCUCUUUUGCCAUUUAGGUUUCAGAAUUUGGGUGAGAUGAUGACUCUGGGGAGAAAUGAUGCUGCUAUUUCACCAAGUUUCAUAGAGGGGCUUACCUUAGAAGGUCCUAUAGGUCAUACUGCAAGGAAAAUAGCAUACUUGAUCAGAUUACCAACAGAUGAGCAUAGGCUUAAAGUGGGACUCAGCUGGCUUACAAAAUCUGCUAUAGAAUCAGUUGCCUCGCUACAAAACAAUCUAACAAAGGUUCUCUCCGGCUCAUAGACCAGAAUGUUGUCCAUCUCUUUCUGGUUGUACAGUAUAUUUUUGGUUUGUUACAUGACUUAUAAAACUACAUAUUUCCCGGAUAAGAUGGGAUUCAAAUGUUUUAUGGCUGGGAUACUAUCUCUGCCUGGCAGCAGUACUGGAGCAUAAAUUUGACCGAUUUUCUUAUAUCAA